CUUCACUCUCCGCCGUUACAGAACUCACCAGUUCCCCAAUAGCGCGCACACUGCUCCCUCAACUUCAGCAUACUCUCUCCGUCGCGCCGCCGAGGGAAACUGAGGGCCGGCGACGGAUCUAUUGAUCGCUCUUCUCAGUUGUUUCGACGGGCGCCAUUGCGUUCAUUCCUCUUCAGUCUCGGCAUUUGGUGAGGCGCGGGGUCUUUAUCUCUUGUGUUGAGAUCUGGUAGUCUGAUCUAAUCCUGCGAGAGGAUCCGUUGUGAACCAACAGUUUUGGUGACCAGGGAAUGCAGGUUGCUAUUUUUAAUUCGAGUUGUUCGAAGUGAAGCAUGAUGGGGGGCUCAAGGUUUCCUUCACAUCAACUCAGCAAUGGCCUCUAUGUUUCGGGGCGGCCAGAGCAGCCAAAGGAGAAAGCUCCAACCAUGUUUUCCGCAGCCAUGCCAUACACUGGUGGAGAUAUCAAGAAAUCUGGAGAACUUGGAAAGAUGUUUGAAGUCCCUUUUGAAAACACAAGAUCCAGGAAAUCUGGACCUGUCACUAAUGCUCCCUCAAGGACUGGUUCAUUUGGAGUUUCAGGCUCCACAGCCUCAUUAAUUACUGGAGGUUCAGGUAGGCAGAAUUCACACUCUGGACCUCUUAACAGGCCGGGAGAGUCCGUGAAAAGGUUCUCCGGCCCUCAAACUGGAGGAGUUGCGCCUCCAUCUCGCCAAAAUUCUGGCCCACUUCCCCCUGUGCUUCCAACAACUGGGCUCAUCACAUCUGGCCCUAUAUCCUCAGGGCCACUGAAUUCUUCCGGUGCUCCCAGGAAAGUCUCAGGUCCUUUGGAUCCCGCAGUAGCAGCAAAGCUGCAGAGAACAUCCAUGGCAAAUAACCAAGCUGUAACAAAGCUUGAUCAGGAGGACAACUAUCCAUUCAAGAAAGGUUUUCCCAAGGCCGUCUUGGCAUUGGUGAUUCUUCUAUUUGUGAUGGGGUUCAUUGCUGGUGGGUUUAUUCUUGGAGCUGUUCACAAUGCCAUUCUUCUGGUUGUUGUUGUGGUUAUCUUCACUGUCGUGGCGGCACUUCUCGUUUGGAAUCGUUAUUGGGGAAGGAGAGCCAUUGUGGGGUUCAUUGCUCAAUAUCCUGAUGCAGAGCUUAGGACGGCAAAAGAUGGUCAGUUUGUCAAGGUCUCUGGGGUUGUUACUUGUGGCAAUGUCCCUCUUGAGUCGUUAUUUCAGAAGGUUCCUAGAUGCAUAUACACAUCUACAAGUCUAUUUGAAUAUAGAGGGUGGGAUUCAAAGGCUGCUCAUUCUCAGCAUCGCCGUUUUACCUGGGGUUUACGAUCCGCAGAGAGACAUGUUGUAGACUUCUAUAUCUCUGAUUUCCAGUCUGGAUUAAGAGCACUGGUCAAGGCAGGUUAUGGCGCAACUGUGACACCAUAUGUUGAUGAGUCAGUGGUGGUGGAAGUGGACACUAUCAACAACAAGGAAAUAUCACCUGAAUUUCUUAGGUGGUUGAGAGAGAGGAACCUCUCUAGUGACGGUCGUGUGAUGCGUCUGAAAGAAGGGUACAUUAAGGAGGGUAGCACUGUGAGUGUGAUGGGGGUUGUGCGAAGAAAUGAUAAUGUUUUAAUGAUCGUUCCUCCAACAGAGCCGCUGUCCACAGGUUGCCAGUGGAAGAGAUGCAUACAACCAGCGAGCAUUGAAGGCAUUGUUCUUAGAUGUGAGGACACUUCAAAUAUAAAUGUUGUUCCAGUUUAA
Phalaenopsis equestris is the source of this 1736-nucleotide messenger RNA. RefSeq lists its product as uncharacterized. The coding region runs from base 330 to 1736 and encodes 468 amino acids. The transcript is spliced from 6 exons. The record is from RefSeq and is a predicted model, not a curated record. Lineage: Eukaryota; Viridiplantae; Streptophyta; Magnoliopsida; Asparagales; Orchidaceae.